Messenger RNA from Galendromus occidentalis (western predatory mite), 1244 nucleotides. RefSeq names its product N(4)-(beta-N-acetylglucosaminyl)-L-asparaginase. The transcript has 5 exons. Lineage: Eukaryota; Metazoa; Arthropoda; Arachnida; Mesostigmata; Phytoseiidae. The coding region runs from base 97 to 1143 and encodes 348 amino acids. Gene Ontology annotation, biological process: protein deglycosylation. Gene Ontology annotation, cellular component: cytoplasm. Gene Ontology annotation, molecular function: N4-(beta-N-acetylglucosaminyl)-L-asparaginase activity. The record is from RefSeq and is a predicted model, not a curated record.
GAUCACAGCUGUGCCCACCGUAGUCGAGUCCGUUCGGAGCCGGUACUGUCUCGAAAGCAGCGGCUUCGGCAGCCGCAAGAAAAACUCACUGAGACUAUGGGUUCUACUACGCUGGCGUUUCUUGCUGUUGUGACGCUGCUCUCCGAGACCACGAUUCAUCAGGUGAAAGCUAAGCCUCCUGUUGUCAUAAAUACGUGGGCGUUCCAAGCGGCCACACGUGAAGCAUGGAAAACUCUCCUAAGAGGCGGUAAUUCGCUGGACGCUGUGGAGGAUGGAUGCACUCGGUGCGAGGAAUUGCAAUGCGAUGGCACAGUGGGUUACGGUGGGAGCCCCGACGAGAACGGAGAAACGACUCUCGACGCCAUGAUCAUGUACGGUCCCAACCGCAACGUCGGGGCGGUUGCUCAACUCCGCCGGAUCAAAGAGGCCAUGCGAGUAGCUAGAAAAGUCUUGGACCAUACAGCACACACACUUCUUGUCGGAGACUCGGCAACGAACUUUGCCAAAACAAUGGGAUUCGAGGAAGUGGAUCUCAGCACUAAGAAAUCGAAGGAAGACAAUGCUCUUUGGAAGAACAAUCGAUGUCAACCAAAUUACUGGAUCAAUGUGAGUCCAGACCCGAAGAUUUCCUGCGGACCCUACAGCCCAAUAACGGAAAGCGAGGACCGGCCUCGAUGGGACGCACCUUCGAAUAUAAGCCGCUGGAAUCACGAUACCAUUGGAAUGGUCGCUAUCGACAAGCACGGAAUUAUUUCCGGUGGGACGUCGACCAAUGGAAUGACACAUAAGAUCCCUGGUCGUGUGGGCGAUUCCCCGAUCCCCGGAGCUGGAGCUUACGUCGAUCAGGAAGUGGGCGGUGCAGCUGCUACAGGAGAUGGAGACAUCAUGAUGCGUUUCCUACCGGCAUACCAGGCGGUUGAGUUCAUGCGACAAGGGAUUGUGCCGAUGGAGGCUUGUCGUCAAGCAUUGCACCGCAUCACGAAAAUCGUCCCAACAUUCCAAGGCGGUCUCGUUUGCGUCAAUAUGCAGGGUACGGUCGGUGCUGCAUGCCAUGGUCUACCAACUUUCCCGUACUCGAUGGUUAGCGAUGAAACGGACGGAAAAGUCAAUGUAAAAAAAAUUGAUUGCGAACAGACUGGCUGAUCGGACAGACAGGGAGUCGGGAAUCUCGGUGGGCGAACCGCUUCUCUCCGAAGCCGUUGCCAGCGGUUUCCUCGAUUACUGUGGGAGUCCAGAACGCUCAA